Messenger RNA from Moneuplotes crassus, 1111 nucleotides. NCBI's taxonomy places the organism in Eukaryota, Ciliophora, Spirotrichea, Euplotida, Euplotidae. The record is from the annotation of a GenBank genome assembly.
AAUUAGAUUAGAUAUGGAAGACACUAAAGAGCAAGAUAAAAAAGUCAUUAUCGCAUCAGAUAUUGGAGGAACUAACUCAAGAUUCAGAGUUAUCAGGAGAUCAAAGACCGACCCUGAAUUCAGAGAACUGAUAACUGAGGAGAAAUUCCCAAAUAAAGACUAUGACAGUUUUGAAGAUGUAAUAUCAGCUCUUGUUGAGAAGCUUACUGUUACUCCGAGCAUUUUUGUACUCGCAAUUGCUGGAGCUAGAGUUGGAAGAACUGUUGAGAUCACCAACAUCUCUAGAUGGCCUAUAAUUGAUGCAGACGCACUCAAAGAAAAGUUUGGCUUAGAUAAAUUCUACCUCCUUAAUGAUUUUGAGGCAAGUGGAUAUGGAGCUGUUGGUAUGGAUACUAGCGAUGAGACCAAGUGCCUCACAGUGCAUCCAGGAAAGCCAAGAGAGCAUCACAAUAAGCUUAUUAUUGGUCCAGGAACAGGUCUUGGAUGAGCAAUCAUUCCAUACAACAAAACUGAGGGCAACUACAAUGUUUGCCCAGGAGAGGGAGGUCACACUGAAUACACUGUCACAAACGAGCUCGAACUGAGACUUAGAAAUUUCUGUUUCGAAUGGUUUAAGAAGAACACAGGAGAGGAAUUAACAAGAUUAUCCACUGAAAGAGUCACAGCAGGACCAGCCUUGCCCCUCUUGUAUGAAUUCUUCCAACAGGAGAAGCCAGAUCUCGAAGUCACCAUCACACCUGAAGAGGAUGGACAUGUCAGUCCUGAAAAUGUUAUCAAGGCAGCUUUGGAAGAGAAAGACCCCCUUGCUUUAGCAACUGUCAACCAAUUUGUCAAAAAUCUGGCUGUAAUAGUCGGAGAUAUGGCUAUUACGACCCUAUCCUACAGUGGAAUCUAUCUAUGUGGUGGUGUAGCUGUCGCACUUCAGAAAUAUUUAGUGAAUGAAGAGAGUGGAUUUUACAAAACUAUCUAUAACAAAGGAAGAAUGAGCGAUAGGCUUGCUGAAAUGCCUGUUCACCUAGUCAUAGCCGAAGUCGGUCUGCAAGGAUCAGAACAAUACGGAUAUCAAGCUGUAGCUUAUGAUUACGAGGAAUAAUCGAUUCAACCAAUGAGA